Molecule: messenger RNA, 4445 nt
Organism: Parnassius mnemosyne (clouded apollo)
Lineage: Eukaryota; Metazoa; Arthropoda; Insecta; Lepidoptera; Papilionidae
Source: the annotation of a GenBank genome assembly
GGUUCCCUUUUAUUAGGUAUAUCCGUGGUCUUACUACUUUUUCAUAAACGACAAAUUUUAUACUAAGCUUCUCUUGGUAGAGAGUAAUUGUGUUCUGUGCAACGCCUACUCACAUCUUCGCUUAAUAUCGACGUAUACAAGUAAACAGCCAAAAGUUUGAAGAGUUACAGUUUAUCUCAGGCAGAAUAAAACAGCAAUUAAAAAAAACAAAUAGAGCUUUCUCAUCUUAAAACCCUUGAUUCUCAACAUCAUGAAGAAAAAGGUACUUUUGAUGGGAAAAAGUGGCUCUGGCAAAACAAGUAUGAGAUCAAUUAUUUUUGCUAAUUAUAUAGCGAGAGACACAAGAAGGCUAGGAGCCACAAUUGAUGUUGAACAUUCCCAUGUCAGAUUUCUUGGUAACUUGGUGCUUAAUCUUUGGGACUGUGGUGGACAAGAAGCAUUUAUGGAAAAUUAUUUUGCAUCUCAAAGGGACAACAUUUUCCGUAAUGUUGAAGUUCUUAUUUAUGUGUUUGAUGUUGAAAGUAGGGAAAUGGAGAAAGAUAUGCAUUAUUAUCAAUCAUGCUUAGAAGCUAUAUUACAGAACUCUCCUGAAGCCAGAAUUUUUUGUUUGGUUCAUAAAAUGGAUCUGGUAGCAGAAGAGAGGCGAGAAGAGAUAUUUAAGGAAAGAGAAGAGGAUUUAAAAGGACUUUCUAAACCACUUGAAUGCACAUGCUUCAGGACUAGUAUAUGGGAUGAAACUUUAUACAAGGCGUGGUCGAGUAUAGUAUACAAAUUAAUACCCAAUGUUAAAGCAUUGGAGUCAUCAUUAAAACAGUUUGCAGCUAUUGUUGAUGCAGAUGAGGUACUGUUGUUCGAACGAGCAACAUUCCUAGUUGUAUCGCAUUGUCAGCGACGGCAGCAUCGUGACGCUCACCGCUUCGAGAAAGUCUCUAACAUUGUGAAACAGUUCAAGCUCUCUUGUUCAAAACUUGCCGCUCAGUUUCAGAGUAUGGAGGUACGAAACAGCGUGUUUGCCGCUUUUAUAGACGGCUUCACAAGCAACACAUACGUUAUGGUGGAGAUGUCUGAUCCAAAAAUCCCCUCUGAAGCAACUCUCAUCAAUAUUCGCAAUGCGAGGAAGCACUUCGAGAAGCUGGAGAAAGUAUCAUCGAGCACGAGUCAGUACCAAUGAGAUCCAGACAGCCUUGUGUUGAACACGUUAGCCAGUUCUGUAGCGAUAAGUGUGCUAAGCACAAGGGUCCUUUUGCCAAAGCAAAAUACUCACACAAAGAGUUUACUUUAACAUAAUAGCUGUGAACAUAACAACAUUUUUAAUAUCACUGUAUAAAAAUAAUUUUAACCACACUAGAUCUCCUAUUCACCAUUGAAAGUGACUUUGUUAUUAUAUUGUUUAAUUGAAUUCAGUAAUAUACAACAUAAUAUUAUUUCAUAAAAUAAUUAUAUAAUAUCUAAACCUGUUGAUCUAUCAGUAACUCAAUUUAUUUAAAGCAUUCUCAGCAUUGAAAACAAGUGUAAGUAGCGGCACGAAAGUCUAGCGGUGACCGUUAUUGCGCAUAAGUCGCGUCGUUGAGUCGCUUAUUGCGCAUAAGUGGCGCUGAUUGGCUCCCCAGUCGCAUUCGUGUGCGCCCCCUCUACGUUUCGUUCAGCGCUAGACUUACGUGCGGCGACUUGUAUAUAGCUGUAUCCAAUGUAACACUUGUGCACACACAGGUCUGAGACCCAAAAACUAGUAAUUUAUAUCUACAACUAGACUGCAAUUCAGUAGUAUCGGGGCACAACCAUAUAAAAGAGAAGAAAUAAACUUGAUUCCAACAAUAACCAAAUUGCGAUACUGCCGAGUCUCCUUAAUCGACAAGUGGGAGUGGGCCGUUUUAAUAAAAACAUAUAGUGCGGACAAAAUCUAAUUUUUUACAUAAAAGUCAAUAUUUUCUUUAAUGAAGCCAUUUAACAGUUUUUUUUAUAUGAAUCUAUUUUAAUUUUUUUAACAUGCUUUUCGGAAUUUAAAAACUUUGGCAUCAGUGCAAUACAAGGAAUACUUUAUCAAAUUAUACAAGUGGCAGUUGGGUAAAAAAUACGAGUUUGUUCUAAAUUAAAGUAAUUAGUAGUAAGUUAAAAAAAUCUUAUAUCGUAAAAGCAAGACGGUACAAAUUUUAGAAAACAAAUUCUUUUAUAACAUGAUAAUUUGGUAUUACUUUUUGGUAAUAAUAAUAUAAUAUUAUAUAAUAUAUAGCUUUUACGGAAAAUAUUCUAUAACGUAUUUGUUUAUUAAAAAAAAUACAGCAUAAAAAGGCAUAAUUCAAUGUAUGCAUGAUAAAAAUAGGUUAGGAAAACUACUUUUUUUAAACUGAUUUAACUUCGCAUUUUUUAAUAGAAUUAAAGUGACUAACGAGCACACAAUCCACCUGAUGGUAAGUGAAUGCUGUGGUCCAUAGACAUCUACUUUUAACCACCCUUGAGGACUAAUAUGUAAAGCCUCAUUUCCAGUACAAAGGGUCUCCGGUUCUAUACACUCACCAUACGAAAUACAGCAGCGUUAAUAAGCUGCUAUUUUACGCUGGUAUUCUAUGAGAACGUGGUUAUACUCCGGUCGAGCCAAAUCAUUCGUGCUACAAUCAUAAUAUAGCUGCUGCAAGGCUCUACCAGCGCACUGCCUACAAGGACGUUGUUAUACGCAAAAACUAAAUUAAAGACAUGUUCCCUUCUGAUUCUCUAGAAAAAAGAAAAUGUUCUUUCAUUCAUUUUUUUAUUUAAAUUUGUUAUUUAUUUUAUGUUCUAGCCGUAUUUUGUUUUAUUUAUCUACUCGUAUAUAUAAAUAAAAUAAUAAUGUUAAAAACGCGACAUCUCUGUUGUCAGUGAACCCAAUCCUAUUGUUAUCCUGUAUCUGCGUAGAGUAUCCAAAAAAAACUGUCGUCUGUAAUCUGUAUAUACUAUUGUGUAAUAUUUUUUGAAAAUUGCUAUGCAGUUGUUAAUAUAUAUGUUAUAUAUAUAGCUGAAUGUUAAUAAAUAAAAGUAAAGCCACACGGUGCGUUGCGGCUGUGACCUAGUGCCUAGGAUAAUAAAUGUAAAUAUAGAUGUUAUGAGUAUAAUAUAGAAUUGAGUAUAUGACGUCAUAGUUUCCUAUAGCCAAAAUCUAAUAUAACUCAAAAUAGAAAUCUAUCUAAUAUUGUUUUGUACAAAAAACGUUUAAAAAGGUACUACAACGUCGCUUUUUUAAUUGUGCAAGCAUCUAUGCAGAUUGUCUAUACUUCACUGAAUUGAAGGAGUAGCAUAGCUGUAAGCAAUUUUACUUCUGGGUUAAGUACAUAGUUUCCCUGAUUAGUGUUACGUUUGCGUCUACAGUCCAUUGCCUUUAUAAUAAUUAUUAAUGGUUGUAGAGACCCCGUGUGUCCACUACGGAUUCUUGUAUGUAUAUUUUUUUUAUAACUGGCUUUACGGCUCUGGGUUCUAGCCCUUCUGAGCCUGAAGUUAUAAUGUAUAAUUAUCCUUCAUAGUACACUGCUUCACAAUAUGUUGAUGCGUCACAUUGUGCAGUCCUUGGGAGAUUUUGACGGCAACUUGAGCCAGCAGACAGCUGACAGUUGGCGAUGGUAUCUCAAGGCGCCUAAGCAGACACCUUAUCUUGAGAAUCAUAUCACCAUCAGAGCACUUGUUUCACCGUUUCCACUAAUAGUUCACAUGCGUAGACACUUAAUACACAAAAUCACACCACUUUUACAUAUCAAAGUCCACUUCAAACCAUUAUUUAAACAAUAAUACAGGAGCAGCAAACCGCCGGUCAAGUUCCCGCCAAAACUCCCGUUGUAUACAUAUAUAGGACCACUGGCAUUGGGACGUUUUUGCAACGCACCGGACGGCCUCGCUCUAAUGCAAAAAAAAUAUAAUUAUUUGUUUUUAGGUAAUUAAAGAUAAGUAUAUUACUGUGAUUGAUUUUUUUGGUUUGAGGUUUUAGUUUAUGAACAUUAACCUUUAUAUUAUAUAUUAUAUUUGUUGUCUAUUUAUUGCUAUCAUAUUAAUAAAAAUAUAUAUCUGUAAAUUUUCUCAUUUACUAAACUGCAUUCCAAAACAUAAAACAUGUUUAUUCCCAUUAAAUAUGUAUUAAACUCAGGUGAACAAUUUUUUAUUUUCGAUUAUAUGUUUUACUUAUACUUGUUUUCUUGAUGGUGAGGAAAGGUUCUCGAGUGGCGGCAGCCUCCUACUGGAAAGUAACACGUACAGAAAAAAAAACAGAAACAUGCAAGUAGUUGAUGGAUGCAGGUGGCCCAAGGCCAUACACUGUGCUGAUCUGUGGGGUAACCUUCAGAUUCAGCAACGGACUUGUGAUAAUGAUUUUACUUAUUAAAUAUAAUAAUCUAUUAAAAAUCUAUAAAGAACAUUUUACUAUCAAUUUAAACAAAUUUGUCUAAUUUGUCUAUUUUAUUAAAUUAAAUAUCUUUGUUUAUUAUUUU